Molecule: messenger RNA, 748 nt
Organism: Theobroma cacao (cacao)
Lineage: Eukaryota; Viridiplantae; Streptophyta; Magnoliopsida; Malvales; Malvaceae
Source: RefSeq, a predicted model, not a curated record
AGGUCAACACGUGGAUCAACAAAAUGACACAAGAUAACUCUUCUGAGCUAGGACCCCGUAGGACCACCAACAACAUGAAAAUUUUUGCUGAAGAGAUAAGGAAAAUGUGGCAACUCUUGUUUUCUUGACCCCAGCUAAAAUGAAGAAGCAGAAUUGACAACAACAAAGAGUUACACUUUCACCAUAAUGCUAAUUUGUGGCCCUGGUGCUGCCUUUUGUGUCAGAACUUCAUUGUACUGUGUCAACAGCAAUAGCCGCAACAACAUUGCCAGCAAAAGUAAAAGCUACCUCACCAGAUACAGCCGCAGAUGCCACCUGGCAUCUAGCUUCCUUGCGGCUGCUGCUCUUUUGGUCUCUGCAGCUGGGGCUGCUGACGUACCCCAAGAUUCAGAAACUCUGUCCAACAUACCCCAAACGCUUUCAGGAGAGUGUGCAUCCUCCAAAGACUGCAAGAAACCUAGAAUCCAGCGACCAAAGUCUAGGAAGGCUGAGUCAUGCACUACCAAAUGUCUCGCCACUUGCAUUAGAGGUGGUGUAGGCUCUCCUGGAGAAGGUCCUCUCAAUAUCAGAAGACCUUUAGUGGUUUUCAAGGAAGGAUUUCGAAGUCGCAAGUACUGCUUGGUGGAGUGUUCCGAUAUUUGUAAUUUGAUUGGAGAUGAGGAUUAUGGACCUUGAAUUGUAUAUGAUUUUGAUGCUGCAAUGUGACAGGAAUUUUCAUUUAUUCAUUCUUGACUCAAUCUUUUGAUCA